AUGAAUCUGACCCACCAAUCUGAAGCAGAGAUGGAUCCAGAGGAGGGGCUGUGUCCACAGAGUCCUGGUCCCGAUGUUCCUCCUGAUGUUUCCCCAGAGGUCCUCCUCCAGCUCCUCUCUCACGCAGAGACCAGGACUCUGGGACAUGUCCUGCAGAUGGUUCAGGACUGUCCCGCUCUGGUUCAGGACCAGAGCGCUGUGGAUCGAGCAGUGGACACUGUGGUGUGUGUCUGGGUGAACCACGGCGACUGUGAGGUGGUCCUGUUGGGGAUGGAGCUCCUCUCGGCUCUGGUCUCUCUUCUGCAGGAGGCUUUCAGGACUCAGGUGGCCACAGUUCUGCCGAGCCUCAUGGAUCGUUUGGGAGACGUCACAGAGAGAGUGCGAGAGCAGGACCAGGCUUUGCUGCUAAAGAUCAUGGACCAGGCAGCCAAUCCCCAGUUCGUGUGGGAGCGGAUGAUGGGAGGCUUCAAACACAAGAACAGCAGAACAAGAGAAGGACUGUGUCUGUGCUUGAUGUCCACUCUGAACGUAUUCGGGUCGCAGAGUUUGACGUUGAGUAAAAUCGUGCCUCACAUCUGCAGUUUGUUGGAGGAUCCGAGUAGCGCGGUGAGAGGCGUGGCACUGAACUCUCUGGUGGAGAUCUAUCGUCACGUGGGAGAGAAAGUGCGGAUUGACCUUGGUAAAAAGGGUCUUCCUCAGUCCAGGUUGAAUCUGAUCUUCAGUCGGUUCGAUGAAGUGCAGAGAUCUGGAAACAUGGUCCUGUCUCCCUUGUCCGAUCAGACGAUUGAAGACGACGACUCCUCCAGAGCAUCCAUGAAGAAGAGUCUGAGCUUCAGACGCUCCACAAAAUCAGGACGAGAAACAGCUGGAGCUUUGGAUGAGGAGGACUUCAUGAAGGCGUUUAAGGAGGUCCCCACCCAGCUCCUCUCUCACAGGGAGGUGGAGGAGGGCGUGGCCAGAGUGAGGGACGUUCUGUCUGACGAAAAACGGGACUGGGAGCAGCGUGUGGCGGCGCUGGAGUUCCUCCGGGUGCUGCUGGUUGCUGGAGCCUCAAAGAUGGAUAGUUUUCUGGUUCAGCUCAGACUCAUGGAGACGUCCCUCAGACUGUGUGUGAGAGACCUGAGGUCCCAGGUGGUGAGGGAGGCCUGCAUUACCCUGGGGCACCUGUCCUCAGUCCUGGGUCUUCGGUUUGACCGCUCGGCUGAAGCUCUGCUGCCGUCUCUAAUCGGACUGAUACCCAGCAGCACCAAGAUCAUGGCCUCAAGCGGAAUCACCGCUGUCCGAGUCAUUCUGAAGAACACUCAUUUCCAUCGUCUCGUCCCGAUCGUCACUGGAUUCUGUUCGUCCAAAUCGGUGGUGGUUCGACGUCGCUGCUUUGAGUUUCUGCUUCUGCAGCUACAGCAGUGGCAGACGUCUGCUCUGGAGCGACACGCCUCUGUCAUAUGUGACUCCAUAAAGAAGGGGAUCCACGAUGCAGACUCAGAGGCUCGGUGCGGUGCCAGGAACUGCUAUUGGUCGUUUCGCUCUCGUUUCUCUCGGGAGGCGGAGCUUCUUUACAACAGUCUGGAACAGGCCUAUCAGAGGGCUUUGCAGGCCCAUCGUUGCGGGAACGAGACCACAACUUCACUUCCUGCUUCUGACCGCUCUUCCUCAUCGUCUCAGGAGAGUCUGAGUCGUCCGUUCUCGGUACAGAGCUCUGGGAGACAGACACGCGUCAAACCCUCUCUGUCGCUGAGUCGCUCUCACAGCGAUGUCGACCGGAACAAGAUGGCCACCGCCUCUACCCUUUCCCCAGGGUCCUACGCCUCUCUGGAUGCCUGGAAUGAUUGGCGAGUGCAGAUGAGGAGCACAGACACCAGGGAGCGCAGUAAACCCAGCUCUCACUCUCAGCCUGGGUCCAGGUCUGGGUCUCCUGGGAGGGUUCUGGGCUCCUUCAGCAGGACCCAGAGGAGCAGCUUCUCUCCUCAGAGCAGAGCUGGGAGCAGAGGCCACAGGAGCCAGGAGACCAGCAGGGAGACCAGCCCGAGCCGAGGAGUCCACAGCCGGAUCCCUCGUCCCAGUCUGAGUCAGGGCUGCUCUAGAGAAACCAGCAGAGAGAGCAGCAGAGACACCAGUCCCACUACAGGCCUGUCCCCAAACACGUCUCGCCGCGUGUCUCGCUCCACCAGUGCUCUGACCUCAGCCGACGGAUUCUCUGCUCGAAUCUCUGCUUCUGUCAAUGCGAUGAGGGUUCUGAACACAGGGACAGAGGUGGAGGCAGCUGUGGCUGAUGCUCUGCUGCUCGGAGAUUCCAGGACAAAGCCGCCUCCCUCUCGCCGCUUUGACCCCUCCUCUCUGCAUUCGGACGAUGAGGGUCACAGUGAUGCCUCUUCCUGCUCUGAUCGCUCGCAUCACUUCCUGCGGCGGAGUGACCACUUCAUGCGGCCGCCAGAGGACGCGGCGGACAUCUUGAACCGCUGUGCGAGCGCCAACUGGACCGAGAGGAAGGAAGGACUACAGGGACUACAAGUACUGCUGCGGAGUACAAGAGUACUGAGUCGUGUGGAGCUGAAGAGGUUGUGUGAGAUCUUUACUCGGAUGUUUGCGGAUCCUCACAGUAAACUUGUCCUCCUCAGGUCUUCAGCUUGUCCUCUGCAGGUGUUCAGCAUGUUCCUGGAGACCCUGGUGGACUUCGUGGCUGUGUACAGGGAGGACCUUCAGGACUGGCUCUUCGUGCUCCUCACUCAGCUGCUGAAGAAGAUGGGAGCAGAUCUACUGGGAUCAGUGCAGACCAAGGUCCAGAAGGCUCUGGACGUCACCAGAGCCUCAUUCCCCUGUGAGCUUCAGUUCAACAUCCUGAUGCGGUUCAUUGUGGAUCAGACUCAGACUCCGAACCUCAAAGUGAAGACCUGCAUCCUGCAGUAUGUAAGCGCGCUCAGCGUCGCUAUGGAGACCAACCACUUUAGCAACAGCAGCGAGACUCGGCUAGCCGUGUCUCGCAUCAUCACCUGGACCACCGAGCCCAAGAGCGCAGAGGUGCGCAAGGCUGCUCAGGGUGUUCUCAUCUCUCUGUUCGAGCUCAACCCUCCAGAGUUCUCCAUGCUGCUCGGAGCUCUGCCCAAAACCUUCCAGGACGGUACCACCAAACUGCUGCACCACCACCUGCAGAGCGCCCCCAAGGACACCUGCCUGCUACUGCAGCCUGCAGGGGCUGAAUCCAAGGCUGAGUCUAAAACCAGUCAGGCUCACAGUGCGACGUUUGAGGUUGAUCCAGACAGCUCCAAAAGUGCAGACGAGAAUAGACAGUCCUUUAACUUGUCUGAAAACCAACUCCCUGUCCAGGCUCUGAUUGAUCCACGGUUUAAGGACUACAACCCCCACAACUACACUGACCCUUCCACACAGGCGGGGGAGGAGGGAGAUCUGACAGAAGAUGGAGGAAACAAGCACAUGUCUAAAGCCUUCACAGGCUCACAGAUGUCCCUCCUCCUGAAGACCUUCUCUCAGUCGGACGGUGCAGAGAGACGCAGCUGUCUAGUGCAGCUGCUACAGUUUUGUAGAGAGACUGAGGACAGCGCCUCCUGGUGGGAACAGCACUUCAAGACCACACUGCUGCUGCUGCUGGACACUCUCACCCACUCUGAGGCGGCGCUACGUGCUCUGUCUCUGCGUGUUCUGAAGGAGAUCCUGAGGAAACAGUCUCCGCGCUUCAACAACUACACAGAGCUCACCAUCAUCAGGAUCCUGGAGGCGCACAGAGACACACAACCAGAAGUGGUCCGGGCAGCAGAGGACACCUCUGGUGCCCUGGCCUCAGCUCUGGUACCGGAGCAGUGCCUGAAGGUCCUCUGUCCUAUCGUCCAGACCGCAGACUUCCCUGUCAACAUGGCCGCCAUCAAGAUGCAGACGAGAGCUGUGGAGAGAGUCAGCCCAGAAGAACUGCUACAGGUGCUGCCCGAGCUGGUACCAGGGUUACUACAGGGCUAUGAUAACACAGAGAGCAGUGUGAGGAAGGCCAGUGUGUUCUGUCUGGUGUCUAUCUACUCUGUGAUCGGAGAGGACCUGAAACCACAUCUGAGCCAGCUCACCGGGAGCAAGAUGAAGUUGUUGAACUUGUACAUAAAACGAGCUCAGACUCAGAGCAACAGCAGCUCCUCCUCCGACGUCUCCUCCUACUGA
Molecule: messenger RNA, 4158 nt
Organism: Knipowitschia caucasica
Lineage: Eukaryota; Metazoa; Chordata; Actinopteri; Gobiiformes; Gobiidae
Source: the annotation of a GenBank genome assembly